AAAAUACAAUCGAUAGUAUCGAUACGCGAUCAUACAGCACUUUCACUUUCACUGUUCAGUGUGUUUCUAUUUUCUAAUCAGUCGACUACUCGUUCCAUUUGCAAUAAAGCGAAAGCUCUAAAAUGUGUGCCGAUAGUAAUGGUUUUCUGCCAUUCUCAGUAAAAGACGAUAGUAGUUCACAGUCUGAGAUCAGUUUAAAUCCUGUUGGUUCCCUGCAGGAAUUAUGUAUGGCCCGCCGUUGUCCAUUUCCCAAUUACACUUUUCCUGUUGACAAAUUAAAGAAACACAAAGCAGAGUUUAGAGUUGUGUGUUCCAUAUCAAUUUACAAAUGCUCAGGCACAGGUAUAUCUAAGCAAGUAGCUAAAAAUCAAGCGGCUUACCUAAUGUAUAAGCAAAUAGAAAAAUUAACAUCAGAAGAUUUUAAACAAAUUUGGAAAAAUGAAUAUGAAUAUAAAGAUGAAAUUCAUAACGAUCCAAGCUUAAUACAGCACCAUGAGCUUCCGCACAGCAUUAAAUUUACUAAAUUAGCUUUAUCUCAUGAAUCAGUGACUCAUUUGAAAUCUUUUUUUGAUUCAGGUGCACCUAAAAUAACACAUUUACAAAAAAUAAAGAAAAACUCAACAGCUUCUGAUACUUUGAAUACAAUUUUAAAAAUAGAAGAUAUUACUUUAAAAUGUUUGACAGUCUCUUUCAAUUCUGGUAAAGUGGAAGUUAUGAUGCAGGUUAAUACAAUUCCAGUAAUUGUGAUUUCAGGAUCUGGAAAAAGUGUAUCUGAUGCUCAAGAAUCUGCUGCUCGUGUUAUUUUGUCAUACUUCAAAUCUAAACUUAAUAUUCAGUAAUUUAACGUUAAAAUAUGACUAUGUAUCUAUUUUGUAGUUGUUAGUAUCUAUAUUUUAUAUUAUACUUUAUGAACA
Rhopalosiphum maidis (corn leaf aphid) is the source of this 914-nucleotide messenger RNA. RefSeq names its product interferon-inducible double-stranded RNA-dependent protein kinase activator A homolog B-like. Lineage: Eukaryota; Metazoa; Arthropoda; Insecta; Hemiptera; Aphididae. The record is from RefSeq and is a predicted model, not a curated record. The coding region runs from base 123 to 839 and encodes 238 amino acids. The transcript is spliced from 6 exons.